This is a messenger RNA of Vitis vinifera (wine grape), 1763 nucleotides long. Its product is annotated as LOB domain-containing protein 41. Bases 497 to 1534 code for a protein of 345 amino acids. The record is from RefSeq and is a predicted model, not a curated record. The transcript has 2 exons. Gene Ontology annotation, biological process: regulation of gene expression. NCBI's taxonomy places the organism in Eukaryota, Viridiplantae, Streptophyta, Magnoliopsida, Vitales, Vitaceae.
GCAGAUGACUCACCCGACUGGGAUGAAUCUCCGUGUUUGGCGCGUGUAAAUGUGGCGCGUGCGAGGAUGCCUCUAUUCUCAAGGUGUGAGCCACUAUGUGGCGACUAGUCAGCACUCUGAGCUCUGUAAGGCUUUACACGUGUCGUGUUCAUGCUGCAUGUAGUUUUGGAGCAAUAUGCAUGGCGUCGAAGAUACUGUUGACCCUGAGAUUCCCUUUAAUUACAAUCUUGGCCUCGUUGUUUGGGGGAUUGAAAAGACCGCAGUAACCUUGAUCAACGUCCGUCCAUCAGAAUCAACCAAGGACGUGGUUGCUUGUGUGGGAUUUAGAUUAGAUUCUUUUUACGUAACUGACCGUCUUUCUCCCGUAUUUUUCCUUUGAAUGGUCGCAGUAAGAGAGAAAAGGAAAAACGAAGGAUGGGGUGGCGGAAGCAGGAAUAGAAAAAGGGGAAAGCAGAGAGGGAAAGGUUGAAAACCGGAGGCAGACAAGAGAGGGGCAAUGAGAGAAUUUGGCAAUAAAUACAAGCAGUUUCCCAUCAAACACAAAUUUACAAUUUUCUCACAUCCUUUUCUCUUUCCCAAACCACUUGCGCCCUCAAACCCACGCCCUCCCUCACUUAAAUAUCCCCCCACAUCUCCUCUUCCAUCCCCUCACUCUUUCUCCUCCCCUUUUCCCCAUUUUCUCGCCCUUUUUUCCUCCUUUCCAAACACCCCAGCCAUGCGGAUGAGUUGUAAUGGCUGUCGAGUCCUUCGCAAAGGCUGUAAUGAUAGCUGCACUCUCAGACCUUGCCUUCAGUGGAUCAAAAACCCCGAUUUUCAAGCCAAUGCCACCGUCUUCCUCGCCAAAUUUUACGGCCGCGCUGGCCUCAUCAACCUUAUCAAUGCUGGCCCCGAACACCUCCGCCCUGCUAUAUUCAGAUCAUUGCUGUACGAGGCUUGUGGGAGGAUCGUGAAUCCGAUAUACGGCUCGGCCGGGCUUCUGUGGUCGGGAAGCUGGCAACUUUGUCAGUCGGCGGUGGAAGCAGUGCUCAGCGGCGCUCCGAUCAUGCAGAUUUCGGCUGAGUCGGCCGUCAGCAGCAUGAGCCCGCCGUUGAAAGCAGGAGAUAUUCGGCACGUGUCAAAGGAUGAGAACUCUGCUGGCUCUUCUCACGAGCUUCACAAGGUUAAGAGCAGGGGGCGGUUCAAGCGCUCGAGUGGGAAGCCCAGGGCCAGAGUGGAGUCGGCUGCGGAGUUCGACGAAUCGGCUGGGGUUAUCCUAAGCCGGUGCUAUAAAAGCGAGCUGAGUCGUGACUCGAGAGUGAGUCAUCCAGGGAGCCGCGAGAGCGGAGAAGCAGACAGCAUGUCGGUGGAGACUGUGGAGGCUUCGCUAGUGAAGCCGACGCGUGAUGGGAGCGACGUGGAGCUGGAGCUGACACUGGGCUUGGAGCCGAUUCCAAAGGUGCAGAAGGCGUGUGCCGUGGUGAGAGAGAAGGAAGAGAUGGCCGGCUCAGAAGACGACACCUGUAAAGUGGAACUGGCUCUUGAAUACUCUGGUUAAAAGACAACAACUUUCUUGUCCGUAGAUAGAACCAGUUUUGGCGGCUCAGAUUGGGUUGGAUUCAACGGCUGUGAUCGCAAUGAGUUUUUUUUUUUUUUUUGGGUAGAAUCGUGGAAGUAGCGUAGUUUCUUUUUUGGGUAAAUUAUGUAUUGAGGGUGGUGUGGAAUGUACACAUUUGGUCACAGAGAAAUAUACAUAUUAUGUGGGUAAGUUUCUAUUUUUAGAAAAA